ACAAAUGUCAACAAAGUUUUUUCUUUCCUACAAAUUAUAUUUAUUAUUUCUUAUUUGAAGUGAAAAAUUCAUGUUGAUGAAGUAUUGAUUUACGUGGUCAUUGUUACCAGUUUUUGUUUUGCUCUCGACAUUUGUACAGAACAAACUAAACGACUUUGAUAAGAAUUUUGUUCGCUAGUAAUUAUUUAAUUUCGUUUGUCAACAAUUUGAGAAUAUUUCCUUACACGAUUAAUUAACAAAUGUAAAAUUAAAAAAAAAUUGAUCGGAAUUGGGACGAAAAAUUUAAAAAUACGAACAACGUAAAAAAAACUAAAACAAUUAAAAUGGAUGAGGCAGAUUUAAAAGAACGCAAAAUAGACAAUGUCAAAACAAAUGAAAGUGAGAGUGAUAAAGAGGAUAAAACCUCCAAAAAUGAUACGAUAAACACUCCUGCUGUGAUUCAAACCAAAGAAGAAUAUUUUGAUGCAUUAAGAGUUUGGUUGCAACAAGUACAAUUACAACAGAUGGCAUAUACAGCAUACACAACGUAUUUUCCAUACUAUUUAUCGUCGAAUCUGCCACCGAAUAAUAUUGUCAUUCCUCCAAUGCCAUUCUUAUCGGCCCAAUAUUCAACACCAUUUACGGCCGCCAAUCCAUUCAAUCAACAAAUUGGAAACUUUCCACAAGCGGUGGCGAACAACAAUGCCGCCAAUCCCCUGUUCGUCAAUAAUAUUUUUCAACAGAAUAGAACCAAUUACAUGGACAAUGUUAGACAAAACAUGCAAAUUAUUUAUCAAAACGGUGGCUACGAAUAUGUUAUUGCACCCAUUUGGAAACGAUUCUUGGCUGAAACAAUUGAUGUCAUAAUUCUAUUUAUAUUUAAACUGAUGGUGGUGUUCGUGUUGAUGGACGUCUUCAAUAUUCAAAUAGUGAAUUUGGACUUUGAGAACUUGAAAACAUCGUUUGAAGAGGAUUAUUUGGACUUUUUGACAUUCUCAUCGGAUUUACUAUUGGUGGAAAUUCUAACAAAAGUCAUGGUAUGCAUCUAUGAGGCAAUGUGGACUGCCCAUGGUCAAUCGGUAAUUGGUGGUGCAACACCUGGCAAGAUGAUCAUGAGCAUUCGGAUACUUUAUGUUGAAGCCGUCGUACUCACUGGCCAAAUAAAUGGUGAGCCAAACUUUAAUGCAUCAACACAAAUGCGAGCAUUAAUGUAUCCGGCAUCGAAUCCAGGCUUUCGACGCGCCUUAUAUCGUGCCAUUGCUAAAAAUAUGCUUAUGACAUUGAUGUUUCCCAUGUGUUUUGUAUUAUUAUUUUUUCGCAAUAAUCGAACGGGAUACGAUGUUAUGACUAAAACAAUAGUUGUUGAGGAGAAUCCUGUUCCAAUUCGUCGACAGCUGUGAGUUUAUUCAUGCCAACGCUUUAAAAUUGAGUUUUUUUUUUCAUAAAAAAAAUCAAAUGUCUUGUUCCCAAUGCUACUGUGGUAAAUUUAGAUUUUUACGUAAAACUGAAGGUUAAAUGAAAAGCGUAAUUAAGUCAAAAUAAUAAAAUCUAAUGAAGAGAAAUACAA
This is a messenger RNA of Contarinia nasturtii (swede midge), 1546 nucleotides long. Its product is annotated as protein FAM8A1. The transcript has 3 exons. Lineage: Eukaryota; Metazoa; Arthropoda; Insecta; Diptera; Cecidomyiidae. Bases 324 to 1379 code for a protein of 351 amino acids. The record is from RefSeq and is a predicted model, not a curated record.